AUGGCCACUCUCAGCGGAUUCGUCCCCGGAGCUGAGCUCGACACAUCAGUUGCAGAACUCUCCCAGGCCGUACGCGACCUCAGGUCGAGCGCAGGGCUCGGUGCCGUCGACCCCAAGCAGCGUGGGAAAGCCAUUGAGCUGGCCCAGACAGUGCUGGGGUCCCUCAAGCACCCUAUCGAGGCCAUGAUGGACGAGUACUUUGGUAUUUCCUUCAUAAUGGCCACCCGUCUGUUCGCUUCCCUAGGAGGUUUUGAACACAUCCCGUCCGAGGAACCAAUCUCGUACAAUGAUCUCGCCAAGAAGUUGGAUUCUGAUACCUCCUUGAUCAAGCGGGUCGCUUGGGUGCUUGUCGCCAACGGCCUCCUGAAGCAGGUCGACAGCGACAAGGUGACGCACACGCCGAGAUCCAAGGUCUUUGCUGGGCCUCACUCGCUACAUCCAGCGUUUCAAUAUAUGGCGUCCGUGAGUAUCCCUGUCCUGUUCGCCCUCCCGGACUACUUCGAAAAGUACGGGCGCAAGGAGCCGGCGACUCGGACGCACACACCAUAUUCCUUUGCGCAUGGGAAACCCGAGUUGACGGUAUGGGAGGUGAUGCGGCAGGACUCCGACCGGAACGGGGUCGCCGAAGGCAUGAGAGCCUUUGGCGCGUUCGAGAAGAUGAUGCCCAUGGCGGGCGUUUACGACUUUGGCUGGGUGGCUCGCGAGGCAGCCGCCGACCCUGCCGGCACCAGAGCACUUGUAGUGGACGUGGGCGCCAGCAAAGGCCACGUCACCAAGGCCAUCUGCGAAAGCACCCCGGGCCUCCCCAUGAGCCGCUGCGUCCUGCAGGACCUUCCCGAGGUCGUCGCGGAGCUGGAGAAGGCGGACGACCCGGCGCUCCGGGAUGCGCAGAAGAUUGCUAUGGACUUCCACCAGGAGCAGCCUGUCAAAGGGGCACUGGUCUACUUCAUCCGUCGCUGCCUGCACGACUACGGCGACGAGGAGUGUGUUGAAAUCCUGCGCGUGAUCGCCGACGCCAUGGCACCAGAUAGCAGGCUGGUCAUUAUGGAACAAAUCAUGUCCAACCCGCCAAUCGCCAUGUGUGCGGCCACGGAUUUGUUCAUGAUGAAUUUAGGCGGUAAGGAAAGAACAGUCGAGGGGUUCGGCGAGCUAGCUUCCAAGGCCGGGCUGAAAAUCAGCAAUGUGAACCUAACGGAGGGGUUCGGUCUGAGCGCUGUUGAAUGUGCCCAGGCUUGAGAGUCGAAACAUGGCAUACUCUAGAGAUAUGAAGAUCGAUGUGGCUGGAGAAGAUGCUGUGGGG
Gaeumannomyces tritici R3-111a-1 is the source of this 1300-nucleotide messenger RNA. RefSeq lists its product as hypothetical. The record is from RefSeq and is a predicted model, not a curated record. Gene Ontology annotation, molecular function: O-methyltransferase activity. Bases 1 to 1236 code for a protein of 411 amino acids. The transcript is spliced from 4 exons. NCBI's taxonomy places the organism in Eukaryota, Fungi, Ascomycota, Sordariomycetes, Magnaporthales, Magnaporthaceae.